Messenger RNA from Aspergillus eucalypticola CBS 122712, 1082 nucleotides. RefSeq lists its product as uncharacterized. The record is from RefSeq and is a predicted model, not a curated record. Lineage: Eukaryota; Fungi; Ascomycota; Eurotiomycetes; Eurotiales; Aspergillaceae. The transcript has a single exon. The coding region runs from base 182 to 796 and encodes 204 amino acids.
GUCCUUUCAAGUCAGAGUCUCGACCGGCCCAAAUCAAUAGCUCCAGAGUAAAUUUACUCAGCUCUUUCGAGCUCUCUGUUCAGGGCACUUGGCGUUUCAUAUAAUAUUCAAAUAUCAACUCCGUUUCGUCAUCUAUGUUAAUGUCCUUACGCCUCAAUCGUUUAUUCGGGGGGCGCAUAAAAUGUUGACUAGCGAAGUUGACAUCAAACGCCUAUUUAGUGGCACCAUCUCCGCCCUCCAAGCAACACAGGAAAGCAGUGGUUCUCACACCUUGGAGAAUCUUCCCUCUGUCUUUGGCAAAGUUGUUAAAUGGAUCCCAACUGCCCAGGAAUUUUUCGAGUCUUGCAAAAAACAUCUUAGCCCUGCCGCGCUGGAUAAAGGAUCCCUCGAAGACCUGGGUACUGCUCUGGAGGUUUGCAAGGGGAAAGCCAUCCGACUAGAUGAGAUCUUCUACCUGGUGAUCAGAAGUUCCGAUACAAGUGAAGAGUACCAGAGGGUCGCCAAGGAAGAUCGGUUAGAAGAUCUGAUGAAGGCAAUCUUCGAGCAUAUGAUUCAACUGGCGAAGAACCCGCCUUUUUCAGAGGUGGUGGGGUCGGAGGUUGACCGUCUGGAGGAAGGAUUGCGUGUGCUCAUGGCGAUACCCGCCUCAUUGCCAGGAAAGAGAUCAUCGUAUUCAUUCCACAACUCUGGUGACGGCUGGAUUAAUGUGAACACGGGCACCGCUCCUCAAAACAACAAUAACAGCUCGGGCUACCAAUUCAACGGGCUAAUCCAUCAACUCCAGUUUCCAAAGUGAAUGUUUGGAUUAGUCAUUCCAAGAAAACAUGUACUUGGGCCUGGACCGUAAAUCACUUAGAACCAACUGCGAAUCCGUCCAUAGUUAGAAAGCGCCAAUAUCAAAUGGUUGACUCUAGUGCCUCAAUGGACAUGACUGCUUACUUUACCCUCCCUUUCUCUACAUCUUGUUGGAUUUACUGGCCUCCAAAUGCUCGGAUAGCUCUAUGUGGCUGUACUAAUAAUUAACAUGAGCUUUGUUCCCAUAUCAAAUUGCCACCAGCUACGUGCAUUGCGUUCAAAAGCCA